Molecule: messenger RNA, 1312 nt
Organism: Coniophora puteana RWD-64-598 SS2
Lineage: Eukaryota; Fungi; Basidiomycota; Agaricomycetes; Boletales; Coniophoraceae
Exons: 3
Coding region: 17-973 (318 amino acids)
Molecular function (GO): protein binding
Source: RefSeq, a predicted model, not a curated record
CACCCUGCAACUCUUGAUGUCGACCGAAGUCUGCGUUGUAGAUGGGGACUGGACACGUACCAAGCGUCUCACCCCAUGGUAUGACGACGGAAACGUCGUCCUCGUAGCCGCGGACUGCUCUGCACUGUAUCGCGUCCACCGCGGCAUAUUAUGCUCGUAUUCAUCCAUCUUUCGGGACAUGUUCACGGCCUCUUGUGGAGGACCAGAAGAAAUUGAGCGUUGUCCCGUCGUCCAUCUCACCGACUCGGCAGAGGAUCUGCAACAUGUUCUCAGGGCAUUUUACGACCGCAGUUAUUGCUCCUCGUCAGACGACGAGGUACCCAUUGCAGUAGUAGCUGCGUUUCUUCGUUUAGGCAAGAAGUAUGACAUUCCUCAUUUGUUUCAAGAGGCCAAGUCUCGGAUGGUCGCGGAUUUUCCGAGCAGUUUCACCGCGUUUCAUAGCGGAUUGACGGAGAACUGGAAAGUGACUUCACCCUGGGAAGUAACUUUGAGUAAAGAUAUCAUCUUCGCCAUGAUCAACCUUGCGCGGGAGAUGGACUUUCACGUUGUUCUACCUGCGGCGUACUACAUGUGUCUCGGCUACUGUUCUCUCGAAGAGAUCCUAACAGGAGCUCGAGAUGAAACUGGAGAGGUCGUGCAAGUUUUGUCUCCCGAGGCUCGACAGACCUGCGCUCUCGCCACUGAGCCGUUUUGGAGUCUCUCGAACGAAACUUUCUCCUUCCUGCGUAUUGAAUGCGACACUCAAUCUAUAUCCUGUGCGGAUGCGACGAAAGACUUUCUUCUGCGCUGUUUCUUCCCUGUUUCUACUGUGGCACCCCUGGACGACAUCCCUGAAGAUGUUAUGGCCGACUUGUGCGAGGUCUGCGCCCUUAGAGCUUCUGAAUCACAUCAAACCAAUCGCGUGGCUGUUUGGAAUCGUCUCCCUGGUAUCUUUGGCCUGCCUGACUGGGACAAGAUUAGGGAGUACGCAUGACAUCUCGGACGACAGGAUCGCGAUAUUGAUUGGAGUGAUCAUACUCCUGAGGGAUACAAAUGACGAGCUGGCCCUCGGCAGCGCUCUCCGACGCUUCAUCGCACGCAACACUCAAGAUUUAUGGAGCCAUCUCAUCUCAUCUAUGUAGACCCCGUUACAGAAGUUAACGCUACGGAUUCUUCAUUGAUCGUACUAAUACCUAGUCGUUGUCAUUAACGUUUUACUACAUGAACCAUCCUUUUUGUGUUCAGAUCAGGCGAGCAUAUUCUGCUUGCGGAGAACCUUUCCUACAGUACCGAUUAAUGGCGGGGCGAGAUGCGUAGUCCGGAUUCAAAAUCG